CAUGGCCUGCCUGGCCCACCUCAGAGCCAGCCCCCAUGCAGAAACUCCCCAAUGGCCUGCCUGGGCCCUUUGGAGCUCCCCUCCAUGCAAAUGCCCCACCAUGGCCCCUCGGAGCUCCGCUCCAUGAA
Molecule: messenger RNA, 128 nt
Organism: Penicillium egyptiacum
Lineage: Eukaryota; Fungi; Ascomycota; Eurotiomycetes; Eurotiales; Aspergillaceae
Source: the annotation of a GenBank genome assembly